CCAACCCCUCUUAGUCGUGCUUGGAGAAGCGCCGCCUCCUUUUUCUCUUCCGCCGCUUUCACGUUUGCACUCGGCCACUCGGCUUCGGACAUGCAGAACGACGCCGGCGAGUUCGUGGAUCUGUACGUUCCCCGGAAAUGCUCCGCGAGCAACAGGAUCAUCGGGGCCAAGGACCACGCGUCCAUCCAGAUGAACGUGGCCGAGGUUGAUAAGGUCACAGGCAGAUUCAAUGGCCAGUUUAAAACUUACGCCAUUUGUGGAGCAAUUCGUAGAAUGGGAGAAUCUGAUGACUCUAUUCUCCGGCUGGCAAAAAAUGAUGGUAUCGUUUCAAAGAACUUCUAACUGAAGAAAUCUUGUGGAAAAUGUCUUAAUAAAUCAGAAAAACAGCA
Molecule: messenger RNA, 389 nt
Organism: Vombatus ursinus (common wombat)
Lineage: Eukaryota; Metazoa; Chordata; Mammalia; Diprotodontia; Vombatidae
Gene: RPS21
Product: ribosomal protein S21
Exons: 6
Coding region: 91-342 (83 amino acids)
Biological process (GO): endonucleolytic cleavage to generate mature 3'-end of SSU-rRNA from (SSU-rRNA, 5.8S rRNA, LSU-rRNA); translation; endonucleolytic cleavage in ITS1 to separate SSU-rRNA from 5.8S rRNA and LSU-rRNA from tricistronic rRNA transcript (SSU-rRNA, 5.8S rRNA, LSU-rRNA)
Cellular component (GO): ribosome; cytosolic small ribosomal subunit
Molecular function (GO): structural constituent of ribosome
Source: RefSeq, a predicted model, not a curated record